Molecule: messenger RNA, 2640 nt
Organism: Merops nubicus (carmine bee-eater)
Lineage: Eukaryota; Metazoa; Chordata; Aves; Coraciiformes; Meropidae
Product: NFX1-type zinc finger-containing protein 1-like
Exons: 3
Biological process (GO): regulatory ncRNA-mediated heterochromatin formation
Cellular component (GO): nuclear RNA-directed RNA polymerase complex
Source: RefSeq, a predicted model, not a curated record
UUGCAGCCUAGUGCCAAUGUACAUGACCUGGCCAAGAACUUCAAUCUGGAAGUCUCUCUCUUUGAACGACUGGUGAAAGUCAAUUUCCCCUUUGUCCGUCUAAAAUACCAACACCGCAUGCGUCCUGAAAUUGCCCAGCUCAUCUGUCCUCAUAUAUACCAGGAGCUGGAGAAUCAUCCCUCUGUUCUGAAGUAUGAGAACAUAAAAGGGGUCGUAUCUAACGUCUUCUUUGUGGAACAUGAGUUUCCUGAGCAAGAUAUUCAGGAAGGGAAAAGCCACCAGAACACACAUGAAGCCCAGUUUGUGGUGGAGCUGUGCAAAUACUUCUUGUGUCAGGAUUAUUUACCUUCUCAGAUCACCAUUCUCACUACUUAUACUGGACAGCUUUUCUGCCUGCGCAAGCUCAUGCCAGCCAAGAUCUUUGCAGGAGUGAAGGUUCAUGUAGUAGAUAAGUACCAGGGUGAGGAAAAUGAUAUUAUUCUGCUGUCACUCGUGCGGAGCAACAAAGAGGAGAGAAGCGGGUUCUUGCAGGUCCCUAAUCGGAUCUGCGUGGCGUUAUCCAGAGCCAAGAAAGGGCUGUAUUGUAUUGGAAAUAUGAGAAUGCUUGGCAAGGUUCCUCUCUGGAGCAAGAUCAUUCACACCCUUAGGGACAAAGGUCACAUUGGCAACUCAUUGGUACUUUGCUGUGAAAACCACCCUGAAACCAAGACGCUGGUAUCUACAGCAGCAGACUUCAGCAAAGUCCCAGAAGGAGGCUGUAGUCGUCCAUGUGAAUUUAGGUUGAGUUGUGGGCAUGCUUGCAUAAGGGCCUGUCACCCGUAUGACAUGGAGCACACAAACUAUCAGUGUCUGAAGCCUUGUCAAAAGGUGCUUUGUGCAAAUGGGCACCGCUGUCCACGGUCAUGUUACGAGCCCUGUGCACCAUGUGUGGUGAUUAUAGAGAAAAUUAUUUCUGCAUGUGGUCACCUGCAGAUGGUGCCAUGCUCUACUCCAGACAGUGAGUUUCUUUGCCAAGAACCUUGCCAGAAAAAGUUGAGCUGUGGGCACACAUGCAACAAAUUCUGUGGGCAAGAAUGCACUAAGGAGUGUCCUGAACUGGUAACGGUCAUGCUGAAAUGUGGCCACAAGCAGGAAGUCAAAUGCUAUAUCACUGAGGAGAUGAAACAUGAGAAGCCUGUGGAAUGUAAGACGAAGUGUUCUGUCACACUGGAGUGUGGUCAUGUAUGCUCAGGUUCCUGUCACACCUGCUUUGAAGGAAGAUUUCAUAAGCCAUGUAACAGCCCGUGCAAGCGCCUCUUAGUCUGCUCCCACAAGUGUCAGCAGCCUUGUGUUACAGAAUGCCCUCCCUGUCAGCUGGAGUGUCAGAACCGUUGUAUCCACAGUAAGUGUAAAAAGAAAUGUGGGGAGAGCUGCUUCCCCUGCGCCGAGCCGUGCGAGUGGCGGUGCCAGCACUACCAGUGUACCAGACUUUGCUCUGAACCAUGCGACAGGCCUCGCUGCAACGCACCCUGUGCCAAGGUCCUGUGCUGUGGUCAUCCUUGUAUUGGAUUGUGUGGAGAGCCAUGCCCAAAGAAGUGCCUUGUUUGUGACCACGAUGAACUUACCCAGAUCUUUUUUGGCUUUGAGGAAGACCCAGAUAUUCGAUUCGUGCAGCUUGAAGACUGUGGCCAUGUCUUUGAGUCCCAGGGCCUUGACCAUUAUAUGGAUGAAGAUGAUGAUGUCAUCAAGCUGAAGGUGUGCCCUAUAUGUCAGACACCUAUCAGAAAGAAUUUGAGAUAUGGCACCAUAGUGAAUAGGCGGCUAGGUGAGAUAGAAAAGGUGAAAGAGAAAAUCCAAGGCUCAGCACAGGAAAUUGAGUCAAGCAGACAAAGACUGCAGGCUGCACUGACAGGGAGUGCUGUUCUGCAGAAGAGUCUGCCCCUUAAGUGCCUCAUGCUAGGAUAUAAACUAAAAGCUUCUGAUCUCUCCACAAAAAGUAUCGGACUAAUUGAGAACCAGCUUAAUUUCUACCAACGUGUAGCAGACCUAACCAAUUCUCUGAGCAAAGUUGGCGCAAGUGAGGGGAAAGGGCUGAGAAAGCGGCUGGAUGAAAUCCAGGAGUGGCUGGAUAAGCCACGCAUCAGUUUCACGAGACAGGAGCUCUCUGACCUACAGUCAGAGAUCCAGAGAAUGACCUAUUUGCUGAGCCUCUUGGUGAGGUGUGAAGGUGCAAAGGGGAUGAUCACCCCAGCACUUGCAGCAAAGAUUGCCAGCAUGCGUGAGAUCCUCGAGGGGACAGAGAAAUUCACAGAGGAGAAGGAGGCUGCGGUGAAGGCUGGCCUGCAGAGGCUGUGCACGGCCUUGCCACUGUCGGGGCUGGGCAUCUCUGAAGCCGAGCGGGUGCAGAUCGUCAGUGCUAUUGGUUGUCCCCGUGGCCACUGGUUCAAGUGCAAAAAUGGCCAUAUCUACGUGAUUGGGGAGUGUGGGGGGGCCAUGGAAAGGAGUAAGUGCCCGGAAUGCCAUGCAGCCAUCGGGGGCACAAACCACACUCUGGACAGCACCAACAGCCUCGCCUCUGAGAUGGACGGUGCCACCCACGCAGCCUGGUCUGAGGCAGCCAACAACCUGCUCAACUUUGAGGAAUUCCACCCGCUGCUCUAG